Molecule: messenger RNA, 642 nt
Organism: Trypanosoma cruzi
Lineage: Eukaryota; Euglenozoa; Kinetoplastea; Trypanosomatida; Trypanosomatidae
Product: mucin TcMUCII, putative
Exons: 1
Coding region: 1-642 (213 amino acids)
Source: RefSeq, a predicted model, not a curated record
AUGAUGAUGACGUGCCGUCUGCUGUGCGCCCUGCUGUUGCUCGCCCUGUGCUGCUACCCUUUCUUAUGCGUUGCGCAGGAUCCUGAAACGGUUGAUGUUGAAGUCUCUGCCAAGACGAAUACGACCCCUACUACACAGCUACCGGACUCUAAAACUAACGUUAAGCCUGAAGUUGAUGUGAAGGGAACCGGCGUCAAUUCGUCGCCUCCUGAAUCAGGAGGACAGGGGAAGGGUCAGUCACAACCGGCCGCACAACCAGUGCCUAAGCCGGCUGGAAGUCCAGGAAAAGAUACAGGAGCGGUACAAAGUUUGACCGAUACGACACCGAUUUCGGAAGGGGUUGUCACUGCGUUACAGAAACAAGGUGAUAAAGGUACGACAGUGUCACAAAGUGGCCACAGUAUAUCCGAGGAACAAGCAGAUAUGAACUCCAAAGCUUCUGCCGAGACAACCACGACCACCACUGCGCCGGGGGCACCAACUACAACCACUACAACUACGACUACAGAGGCGCCAACCACAACGACCACCCGCGCACCGUCGCGUCUUCGUGAAGUCGACGGCAGCCUCAGCAGCUCUGCGUGGGUGUGUGCCCCGCUGCUGCUCGCCGCAUCCGCGCUGGCGUACACCGCUGUGGGCUGA